Molecule: messenger RNA, 2588 nt
Organism: Prunus avium (sweet cherry)
Lineage: Eukaryota; Viridiplantae; Streptophyta; Magnoliopsida; Rosales; Rosaceae
Product: phosphatidylinositol/phosphatidylcholine transfer protein SFH3-like
Source: RefSeq, a predicted model, not a curated record
CUUGCCGCUGCCGUUCGAAAUAAGAAACAUAAAAAUAAAAAAAGAUCCUAUUUCGCGCGCGUCGGAUUGAGUGGCCUUCGCUGCCAUUUCCAUGCGCCAGGAGCGGCCUGUUCAACCAACGCGCCACCUUGGUGGCCUUUGCUGCCGCCAGACCACCUCUAAUGGAGGAAAUUGUGUUGCCCACCAUUUCUUGUGGUUAAGAGAUAGAGUGCUCUCAGGGCCUUUUGGGAUCCACCAAGCAUGUUUUGGGGUCAUGGGUUCAGAUUUUUGGUUUCAGCCCAAUACAUUUUUGACAGAAGAAGAUCAAUAAUUGUUUCUCUUGAUCAAAUCUCAACACAACUGGAUGAAAACUCUGAGGAUGAGAAGAAAACAAAGCUUGGGUCUUUUAAGAAGGCAGCCAACAUGAUUACAAACUCCUUCAAUAAGGGUCGAAGGAAUAGCAAGGUAAUGUCUUUCCCUAUGGAGGAUGACAUUGAUGCAGAGGAGCUAAAGGCAGCUCAGGAACUCCGGCAAGCACUUAUCUCGGAAGAACUACUGCCCUCAAAACAUGAUGAUACUCAUAUGAUGCUAAGAUUUCUAAGGGCCCGGAAAUUUGACCUUGAGAAAACAAAGCAAAUGUGGUCUGACAUGCUACAGUGGAGGCAGGAAUUUGGUGCUGACACUAUUAUGGAGGACUUUGAGUUCAAGGAAGUUGAUGAAGUCUUGAAAUACUAUCCACAAGGGCAUCAUGGAGUUGAUAAGGAUGGACGACCGGUCUACAUGGAGAGACUUGGUCAAGUUGAUUCUAACAAACUGAUGCAAGUGACGUCAAUGGAACGUUAUGUGAAGUACCACAUACGGGAGUUUGAGAGGACCUUUAUAUGUAAAUUCCCUGCCUGUUCCAUUGCAGCAAAGAAGCACAUUGAUCAGAGCACCACUAUUCUGGAUGUACAAGGAGUGGGGCUUACAAGCUUAAAUAAAUCUGCAAGGGAACUUAUCCAGCGCCUUCAGAAGGUUGAUGGUGACAAUUAUCCUGAGACCCUGAACCGUAUGUUCAUCAUCAAUGCUGGUUCUGGAUUUAGGCUCUUAUGGAACACUGUCAAAUCUUUCCUUGAUCCCAAGACCACUGCAAAAAUUAACGUUCUUGGAAAUCAAUACCAGAGCAAGUUGCUUGAAAUAAUUGAGGCUAGCGAGCUGCCAGAGUUUUUGGGUGGUACUUGUACUUGUGCUGAUAAGGGUGGCUGUAUGAUAUCUGAUAAGGGCCCAUGGAACGAUCCAGAAAUAAUGAAGAUAGUUCAGAGUUAUCGUGAGGCCAAAAGCACAAGCAACACUCAAUCAGGUGAUAUGGAGGAGAAAGAAGAGAAAGAAGAGAAAGAGGAGAAAGAGGAGAAAAAGGAGAAAGAGGAGAAAGAGGAGAAAGAGGAGAAAGAGGAGAAGACAAUCUCUGAACCAGAGAAGACACUCUCUAACAAGGAGAAGAUAAUCUCUGAAGAUGAUCAGGCUUGCACAAAUAGAAUGGAUUCUUUCUGCUCAGACACCUUUUUAGAGGCUGAAAUGCAUGUGGAUCAUCUCUCCUCUGUGCCUGAAGAUCUUUUAACUCCCAGAAUAUGUAAUAGCCCAUAUUUUGAGGCAAUGGUUGACAAGGGAACUGAGAAAGAGGCCGAAAAGCUGAACGCUGCUCUCAACCGACUCAGUGCCUUAGAACAAGAGUUGUCCUCAACCAAGCAGGUUGAGACUCAAAAGGAGGAAAAGCUGAAGGCUGCUCUUGACCGCGUCAAUGCUUUGGAACAAGAGCUGUCAGAAGCCAAGAAAGCACUUGAUGAAGCCCGCCAUAAACAGGAGGAGCUUCUAGCCUCGGUUGACAAGGAAAAGAAGUUUAGUUUAUUCUGUUGGUGAGGGGGAUCAACGUAAGCAUUUAUCUCGUGUGGUUGAUUUAGUAGUGCAAGUUUGCAUGGUUCUCAUGAGGGAAGAAGUGGAAAUGUCUGCCUAUCUGUGUUGGGCUAUUUGGGAUGACAGGAAUUCUACCUUGCAUUAUUCAUGUUAUAACAGCAGGCAUUGUUGUUGUGCGAGGAGUUCCAAAUUAGCAACCGAAAACCAUCCUCCAAUAUGCAAAGUACUCCUCACAAAAGUAAGAGCCUCCUCCUGGGUUGUUUUAUAAGAUCCAAUGUAUAUAACUAAGGGAAGACAAAACAUGCACCUAGGGGUUGGAAUAACUAUUAGAGAUGCGGGACGUGAUGUUGGCAGCUAUUGAAAAACCGCUACAGAGGUACUUUUCACACAAAAAAAACUAUAGAACUACAGGGCUAUUUGGAAGGAAUACAAUACAAUUUGCAAAAGAUAUUGCAGGGUUUGGCUCAGGAAUUGUAUGUGAUAUGGAUGAGGGAGAACAUAUGGAUGAAGGGUCCUAUGUGGCUAUUUCCGUGCCUUGCAAGUAAUGCAUCUGCAAUUGUAAUAUCUUCAUAUAAAGAGAAUUUUCAGUUUUGAGAUUAAAAGAAAAAUAGUAAUUAGGCUCUAGUCCACAGUUUCAACUCUUCGUUUGUAAACAAAAAACAAAAAAAAAUUUGUAUCAAAUACUUAAUUAGAUGCGGUUCUUACUUUUUCCUUUUUAA